AUGGCUCUAAGGACCGUAUUCAUUUUUAUAUGUGCCAUCUCCGUUAUAUCAGCCGCACCUGCAAACCGCGACUCCCAAAGAGCGGAAUAUGACUACGAGUACGAAAAUUCUGCACAAUCUCAGGAACCAGCCGAGUCAAACCACUAUGACGCGUAUAUACAGGACGUUAAAGCAGCUGCGAGCGGAGAAGCCAACAAGAAAGGAUACAGCAGAGGCAGUGGUUUGAGAACAAUAGCUGUUGGCUCAGCUAAUCAAGCGAAAACAGCACUAGGGAAUCAGCAAGCUGCCGCUUAUCAGGCGGCGUACGUAGCCAAGAAUACGCUGGCCCAGUCAGCGUCGCAGGCUAGUGCUACAGCGCAAGCAGCGCUCGCGGGGAAGCAGGUGAUACUUUCGGGUCUCGAGCAGCAGGUCAGGGACGCUAAGGUCGCGCUGCAAGGCGAAGAAAUGCAGUUGCAGCAGGCAAAGAGAGCGGCGCAAUCGGCGGCACAGGCAGCGCAACAGGCUAUGCAUCAGGUGAACGUAAUCCAAGCAGCACUGAACGCUGCGCAAGCGACGUCGGAGAACGCGAACGAGGCAGCGUCACAGGCCGCGGGAGAGCUCGGCGCUCAAACCGCGAUGGUGGGUGCGGCCAGACAACGACUGCAGACCCUACAGGAACAGCUCAAGGGAGUCAGAAUUGACUUCGAGGCUACACAGUCCGCUGCCAGGAAGGCACAGGCUGCCGCACAACAAGCGCAAGCGAACGCAGCGGAAGCAGCAGCGAAGGCAGCGGCCGCCGGCCUAGGCCAGCAGCACGACUCCUCACACGAAGGUACGAGCAGCGAAGAGUACAAACGUGCACCAGAAAACCAGGAGUACUACCAGACGGAAUACCAGCACCACACAGGCCUCGUAAAGGAUAACGUUCUUUCAGAGCCGAGACUACGGCAACAGGAGGAAGGAAACCGGCGUUAUGCUGCACCACAAGAACCCCUAAAAUUCAAUAUGUCCCCUUACAAGUCCCACAUUAAAUCGAAUUCGGUCGAAUUUAAAAUUUUACGCCCACCAAAAAGUGGCCAAGUCUCUGCCACUGGGUCGAAUGGGAACGCAAAGUCUUUAAAUGCUGAAAAUCAUUUUCCCACUUUUAAAAAUGAACAUGUUUUAAGUAGUGCUCUGCCAGAACCAGUUCAUGAAGAACCACCUCAGGAAGAAGAAGAGGAAGACUGCGAGGAGUGA
This is a messenger RNA of Leptosia nina, 1215 nucleotides long. NCBI's taxonomy places the organism in Eukaryota, Metazoa, Arthropoda, Insecta, Lepidoptera, Pieridae. The record is from the annotation of a GenBank genome assembly.